AUGAAGAUAAAAUCGUUGAUGUGAUGCAUCGAAAAAGUUCACACACCACCCUCCACAAGCCACACACCAUCAGAGGGAGAGAGAUGGGAGGACUAUCAGAUUAUGACCUCAACCCCCUCCUCACAAACAUUCCCCAUCGACGAUUUCGCCACAACACCAACACCAACAACCAUCCCUAAUGAAUCCCCCGUAACAUCAACACCAUCCGCCCAAUUUUACAUUCAAUUAUACCUAAUUUUCCCCAAUGCCUACCCCGGAAGAUAGAUAACAAAAUCAGAAUUCAUAGGUUUUGCCCGCGGCACUCACUGGCCGCGGACCAUUUCCCCGCACCUCCCAACAAAAAGGGGCCGCCAAAACGGUCAAAAACCCCAGCUUCUUGAACAAAAAAACAACAAACGAACAAAAAGUUUAAUAAACCCUGAACGGGGAGCGAGAAGCGGGGAUUGUGAUGUCGGAGGGAAGAGAAAGGAGGGUACGCCAUCAUCGGGAAGUAGUGUGCUCGAUCUUUGAUAUUGUGGACAAGAUGGGAGAGCCACACCACACCUCCCCCUCCCCGGCUGCUUUACCGAACUAGAAGAAGAAUAGCGGCCAGCGACCGUUCAGGCGAACGAACGGUGGCCGGCCUGUGAAUGGUAAGGGAAGGGCUGCGGAUAGGUAUCUACCACUCGUGUUGCGUGAAGAUGUAGGGAGGCAUUGGGAGUGCCAUUAUGCGGGGUGUGG
This is a messenger RNA of Aaosphaeria arxii CBS 175.79, 720 nucleotides long. RefSeq lists its product as uncharacterized. The transcript has a single exon. The record is from RefSeq and is a predicted model, not a curated record. The coding region runs from base 103 to 264 and encodes 53 amino acids. NCBI's taxonomy places the organism in Eukaryota, Fungi, Ascomycota, Dothideomycetes, Pleosporales.